Messenger RNA from Schizosaccharomyces osmophilus, 1023 nucleotides. RefSeq names its product RhoGAP Rga5 (gene rga5). The record is from RefSeq and is a predicted model, not a curated record. The coding region runs from base 1 to 1023 and encodes 340 amino acids. Gene Ontology annotation, molecular function: GTPase activator activity. Gene Ontology annotation, biological process: activation of GTPase activity; regulation of fungal-type cell wall organization; signal transduction. Gene Ontology annotation, cellular component: cell cortex. Lineage: Eukaryota; Fungi; Ascomycota; Schizosaccharomycetes; Schizosaccharomycetales; Schizosaccharomycetaceae. The transcript has a single exon.
AUGGGGAAAAAUCCACUAAGAACUUGGUGGAAGCAAUUGAGAAUUCAUAAAGCAAGUGAGAACAAAUUGUUUGGAUUGAGUCUUUCCGAAGCUUUGGAAGUAUCGAAAAUAGCGAUUUUCCUCACUCGAAAAGAUGGCGAAAAGGUGUUUUAUGGGUAUAUACCUGCAGCAGUUGCAAAAUGCGGGUUCUUUUUAAAACAGAAUGCUACACUAGUAAAAGGAAUAUUCCGGGUAAAUGGCUCAUCGAAAAGGAUUCAAGUACUUCAAAAAGCGUUUAGCACCGGUCCGGAUUACGGCCGUAGCUUUGAAUGGGAUGGUUAUACCGUUCAUGAUGCUGCCAACGUGUUUCGAAGAUUUAUAAACUUGAUGCCUGACCAUGUGAUUCCCCUAAAUUACUAUGAGCUUUUCCGUGAGCCUAUGACCAUUUCCAAUUUGACAGACAAUGAUCGUGUUGAGAUAUAUCGCCAACGCAUAGACAACCUUCCUAUCCCAAAUCGACAGCUUCUUCUUUAUCUUUUGGAUUUGCUGGCUGUUUUUGCUUCUAAUUCACACAUAAACCUAAUGCCCGCAGAGAAUUUAGCCGCUAUUUUUCAACCUGGUAUCCUAUCCCAUCCUAACCACGAAGUAUAUUCCAAAGAUUACAAAAUUUCACAAAAUGCUCUGUUAUUUUUAAUUAGCCAUCAAGGAAGCUUUAUAAAGACUAUUCCUCUUUCCUCGUUACCUCCCCUGGUUCCCAGUCCCACAUCUCCCGAUGCUUCUUCUUCCACCUUGGUAGCACAAUCCGAUCAUCACCCCAAAAUGGAAUUGUAUAGCUCCAAAAGUGGAACCGUUAAGCGAUGGCGUUCCUUAAAUCGCCAAUCCCGUAAAAAUCUUUCUACUGCCGAUAUUCUUGAUCGUGGUACCAACGUGGAUGAUCAAAAACUAUCUGGUUCCCCUAAAAAUGAUAAACCUAGAUCCAACUCUUUAUCCCGAAGUGGUUCCAUGAAGCUCUUUCAUACACUGGACCGUCGGAGGGACACCUAA